GGGUCCUGCGGGGUCCUGUUGCCUUUCACCAGCUGAGAGAGAAACUGCGACAGCUUCGCUUCACGCACUUUAAUGGACCCCUGGACGCGUUGACUCGUGUUUUUCCUCAUUUCAACCAUGAAUCUCGUCAGGUCGCGCCUUUCUAUCGGCAGAUUAUUAGGUCAACGGUGCAGACACGUCACAGAAACAUGGAGCCACAGAGGGAUGUGCAAUAAACCACAGGAGGUCAAAACAGAGCCUCUGCCUGCAGCCCCAGUCGAAGCACCUCGUCCUGCAUUCAGAAUCCCAGGCUCCAGGCCCUCGAAUAUGGACAGGAGGAUUUUGAUCUGGUCGGGACGUUUCAAGACCCCAGACCAGAUACCGGAGCUUGUGUCAUACGAGAUGAUCGAUGCUGCCCGAAACAAAGUCAGAGUGAAAAUGUGCUAUUUGAUGAUGGGGGCAACAAUAGUGGCCUGUCUGAUCAUGGUGAUCCUGGGCAAGCGGGCGGCCGGACGAAACGAGUCCCUGACUGCUCAAAACAUGGCAAAGAAAGCUCAGUGGAGGGAGGAACUCCACCAACAACAGGAAGCUGCUGCUGCUCUGGCUGAGAAGGCUCAGUGAGGGACUGUGUGUCCCUUCACAACUAUGUUCCCCUUCCUACUGUAUGUCUCACAACUGCAAUGUGCUCCACUCUCAUUCCUUUGGAGAAAUGAGUAACCAGAUGAUUUUGAAGCAGUCAAUAGUGAGUGCUUUUAACAACCAGCAGAUUGACUCACAACAAUGGCUUCUGUAAUGGAUUUUGAAACUCUGUGUGUGAAUGUUUGGAGGUUAAAAAGUGGAACCUGUUUGUCAGUAUGCUACACUGAUCAUUUCUGGUGGUAUCACAUAUUUGGAGAAUGGAAACAAUGAUUUUCAGACUACAAAUCAGUUGCACAUACCUCUCAAGCUCUCCAAUAUAAAUGCCUUAGAUAUCCCUGUUUUUAAAGUAGCCUCUAAGGCAACGGUUUUGUUUUUAUCCGCCUUGUAAAGACUUGUAUGGUUUUCAGUUUUCGAAAGUAAAUACCAACAACUGGCUCAAGCUUAACCAUCUGUACAAUCCUCUAUCCUGUUCUGUCAAUGUAAUCAGGCUUGUUUGUGAGAUGUGUCUUUGUACAUAGUGAGCACCAAAUAAUUCAGUUGAAUAAAGUAUCGCAACUUGAAAA
Platichthys flesus (European flounder) is the source of this 1181-nucleotide messenger RNA. It is a transcript of the gene fam162a, whose product is annotated as family with sequence similarity 162 member A. The record is from RefSeq and is a predicted model, not a curated record. Bases 118 to 600 code for a protein of 160 amino acids. Gene Ontology annotation, biological process: positive regulation of release of cytochrome c from mitochondria; cellular response to hypoxia; neuron apoptotic process. The transcript has 5 exons. Gene Ontology annotation, cellular component: mitochondrion. Lineage: Eukaryota; Metazoa; Chordata; Actinopteri; Pleuronectiformes; Pleuronectidae.